AUGUCUGACCAGGAGCCAAAACCUUCAACUGAGGACUUGUGGGAUAAGAAGGUAGGAGAACACAUUAAACUGGAAGUCAUUGGACAGGAUAGCAGUGAGAUUCAGUUCAAAGUGAAAAUGACAACACACCUCAAUAAACUCAAAACAUCACACUGCCAAAGACAGAGUGUUCCAAUGAAUUCACUCAGGUUUCUCUUUGAAGAUCAGAGAAGUGCUGAUAAUUACACUCCAAAAGAAAUUGGAAUGGAGGAAGAUGUGAUUGAAGUUUAUCAGGAACAAUGA
Lynx canadensis (Canada lynx) is the source of this 282-nucleotide messenger RNA. Its product is annotated as small ubiquitin-related modifier 1-like. Gene Ontology annotation, biological process: protein sumoylation. Bases 1 to 282 code for a protein of 93 amino acids. NCBI's taxonomy places the organism in Eukaryota, Metazoa, Chordata, Mammalia, Carnivora, Felidae. Gene Ontology annotation, molecular function: ubiquitin-like protein ligase binding; protein tag activity. The transcript has a single exon. The record is from RefSeq and is a predicted model, not a curated record. Gene Ontology annotation, cellular component: nucleus; PML body.